AUGAGGAGAUCGCCGCCCGUCGGCCGGCCUGUCCGGCAGGUCGCUGCUCCCCGCUGGAGUCUGACGGACGGAGAAGCAGAGGUGCAGCAGGAUGGAGCUUUAACCGAGCGCAGAGCGAUGGGCCGGAGCUGCACCGAGCCGAGAGGCUGCCACGCCCUGGGAGAGGAGACCUUCCACUUUGCUGGUCACAGCAUCAGCAUCCGCGAGUCCGUGGACACGUUCGGCGCUCUGAUCUGGCCCGGGGCGAUCGCCUUGUGCCAGUUUUUGGAGAAUAACCAGCAGGAGGUGAAGCUGGAGGACAAAGCCGUGCUGGAGCUGGGAGCGGGGACAGGUUUACUGUCCGUAGUGGCCAGUCUGCUGGGUGCUCAGGUGACCGCCACAGACCUCCCAGACAUCCUGCCCAAUCUCAGCUUCAACCUCCUGAGAAACACGAGGGGCCGAUCCCGCCACACGCCCCGGGUGGCGGCCCUCUGCUGGGGUCAGGACCUGCAGCGAGACUUCCCCUACUCAUCCCACCGCUACGACUACCUGCUGGCGGCGGACGUGGUCUACCCCCACGGCUGCCUCCAGGACCUGCUGAAGACCAUGCAGCACUUCUGUCCAAGGGGAAGUGGAGCCACCCUGCUGUGGGCCAACAAGAUCCGGUUUGAGUCCGACGUGAGGUUCACCGAGUGCUUCAAGAAAAGCUUCAGCGCCGCCCUGCUGGCCGAGCUGCCCCAGCAGGAGGUGUGGAUCUACAAGGCCACCGCCAGGGAGUGA
Messenger RNA from Salarias fasciatus (jewelled blenny), 759 nucleotides. It is a transcript of the gene mettl21cb, whose product is annotated as methyltransferase 21C, AARS1 lysine b. Lineage: Eukaryota; Metazoa; Chordata; Actinopteri; Blenniiformes; Blenniidae. Bases 1 to 759 code for a protein of 252 amino acids. The record is from RefSeq and is a predicted model, not a curated record. The transcript is spliced from 4 exons.